Messenger RNA from Solanum pennellii, 769 nucleotides. RefSeq names its product remorin-like. The transcript is spliced from 5 exons. The record is from RefSeq and is a predicted model, not a curated record. NCBI's taxonomy places the organism in Eukaryota, Viridiplantae, Streptophyta, Magnoliopsida, Solanales, Solanaceae. Bases 28 to 594 code for a protein of 188 amino acids.
GUUUGAUGAAAAAGUAAAUAGGAAGAAAUGGAAGCAGAAGUGGCACCGCAAAUAAAGCAAGAACCACCACUUGCAUCCAUAGCUACUCCAAACGACGUCGUUACUCCCACACCACCACCACCUCAUCAUACUACUACUACUACUCUACCUCAUCAACCUCUCACACCUCAAGAUACCGAUGUUUCAUCGAAGAAAAGUUCAAAAGGAUCUCUUGACAGAGAUAUUGCUCUUUCACAGCUUGAAAAUGAGAAAAGGUCAUCUUUCAUCAAGGCAUGGGAAGAAAGUAAAAAAAGCAAAGUGAACAACAAGGCACAAAAGAAGCUCUCUGCAGUUGCAACAUGGGAGAAAACUCAUACAGCAAAGCUUGAAGCUAAACUGAAACAACUUGAGGAUCAACUAGAGCAUAAGAAAGCAGAAUACGCGGAGAAGAUAAAAAAUGAAGUAGCGUUGAUUCGUAAGGAGGCAGAUGAGAAGAGAGCUGAGGUUGAAGCGAGACGAGGGGAAGAAUUUCUGAAAGCAGAGGAGAGAGCAGCAACGUAUCGCGCUACGGGACAAACCCCUAAGAAGAAGCUUCUUGGAUGCUAUGGUUGUUAACGAUGUUAUGAAGAUUAUGAAAAAAUAACUUUGAUUGUAGUAAAUUUCAUGCUGCUGUUUUUUUUAAUGUGUGUUCUGUUCUAUAAUGAGUGUGCAAUUUGGUUCUCUCUGUUUUCUACUCUGCAUAUGAAAACUACUCAUGUUGAAUGAAGUGUCAAAUCUCAAUUUUGUCGGA